GAACCCUCGUUCGUUUUACCCAUGCUGCAACGCGCUACACAUUCUCUCUGUACAAAGAUGGCGGAAAAAAAUACACAAUGUAUUGAUAUAAUUUGAAAGGAAAUUGGAUCAUUAUUUACCUUUCUCCACCCGCCUGAUGUACAUGUGAACCUAAGUUAAAACAACCAUGGAAAAGUUAGAAUCCUACAAAGUAUGGCCCAGACCAAUGGGGUGCAUGAAGUAGUUCGGCCAUUCCGAGUGAAACCCCUACCUCGUUUCAGAAAAAACAAUAAAGGUUGGCUGGAGAAGGGAGUGGGUUUAACCAGCCGUCCAAUAAUAUCUGUCAAAAAACUGGAACCAGUGAGAAAUGCUCAUAAACAAAACGGAUCAAAACCGAAAUCCACUACACCAAAAUCACUAAACCGAGAACCAAGUCAAAAGCACGACCAUCAAAUACAGGGUGAAAAACUCGAUCGUCAAAUACACAGCGCAAAGCACGACCAUCAAAUACACGGCGAAAAACUCACCCACUUGGACUCCCAAAAAUGUCAAACUACUGACACUUUUAAGGUCACUGUCUUUACCAGUGUAGGAAAAGCUUUAAGGACUCUUGGUAGUAGAGAGACUUAUAGAAUCCCACUGGUGUGCCUUGAAGAUGUUUACAGAACAUUACCGAGUCAAUUAAGAUCAGUGGACCUUACUCAUGUGGACAAACUAAUGAAUUGUUCUCCAUCAAACAUUCAGAAGCAGCACCAAGAAAACUUUGAAGCAGAGCUGAAGAAGAGGCUGCUGAGAAGAUCCCCCGUGGAAAAAGUGUACAAAGAUUCUCCUAUGGAGGGCAUUGAGGAGGGCUGCCCUGAUCUCUACUGUGAUACCCCUGUGAAACAAAACACAACCCCCGCUGGGAAGGAGAAGCCCAAGGGUAGAAAGAAAGCGGUCAGUGGACGGAGUCCAAAGACAUCACCUGAUAAAAAAUCAGUAAAGAAAAAACCGGACAAUGACCACACACUGGAUUGUGAUGGCAUUACUGAACAGAGACCUCAAAGUGUUAAGGAAGUCAAAGGAAAGAAGGGAAAGGGAUCUCCCGUAGGAAAGGACAGAAACUCCAUGGCAGUUGUUCUCACGGGAGACUACACAAACAAGACACCUGAGAAACAGAUCUUGAAGAAGAAGAAACCCAAAGUGAAAAUUGAUUAUGGCACAUCAGAAACGAAUUCUACCUCUUAUACACCAUCACCGGACUCUAGCAGUAAAAAAUCCUCACUGAAGCUCUCUUUAAUCCCUGCAAAUGAGGGGAGAGAGUUACACAACAGCACAAACCACAAUGAAAGUGCAAAAUCUAACCCACAGUCUCCAGACACCUGUGAAUUUUCUAACUCUUCUUCAGGUAAGGAGAGUAAAUCUAUGGACAGUCCCUCUAGUCUUUCACCUUCAAAAGAAUUGGGUAGAAGAAUUAGAGCCCCAAAUGUGAGAUACUCUGAUGACAUUCUUCUCUUGCCACUGAAAUCUCCCAGGAGAAGCCGUUCUCCAAAAGGGAGCACAGAAAAGGACGGAACGUCAAGCAUGUGGGAUGAAAAUCCUGUGGAGGAUGAUUCUCAAGAGAAAGUUAAGAAAUCCAGCGAGUGCCAGACCUCACAAUUAUAUUCUCUACUGACCAAUAAAAAUCAGUCAAGUAAAAGUGUGAUAGAAAAGUCUCCAGUCAUAGACAGUGAACAAAAAGGAGAUAAGAUUCAGACACAAUCUGUAUCGCCACUGGGCUCUGCAGAUUUACCACUUACCAAUGGAGUGGUUGAUGCUGUGGAGGCCAAAUCUGAAAAGUCGUCAGAAAAAUCAAAAAAGAAGAGAAAGAAAAAAUUGGAUAGUGUUGAAUUGAGCGAGUCAAAACUAAAAUCUGUAGAGAAAACAGAAAAGAAUUCAACAGGGAAAAGUAAGAAAAUAAAAAGUCCAAAGUCAGGAGCUGUAAGAGUUUUGCAAUUUGAUGAAGGAGCAGAGGAAACUGAUGGAACAGAGAACAAGACAGAAGAUGUGACAGAGAAAUCUAAAGUUAAAGGAAAAGGGAAAAAGGCAGCAACUCCAAAGAAACCAAAAAAGGUUACAGAGAAAGGCAAAAAGACUGCAGCAAAGUCCUCCUCUGUUGAAGUGUGCGAAUCUAAAUCCAUUAAUCAGACAGCAAGCACUUCAUCCUCCAAUAACUCCAGAUCUGAGAAAGGAAAUUCUCAGACGACAUCUGUCACCUCAGCAGAGAGCAACAGUUCCGUAUCACUGGACUUGUUCACUCUGAUAGCAAAAGUGAAGGACAACAUGAACUCCAAUACAUUUCCAACAUUUGCUGAUGAAGUUCUUUUAAAAGCAGAUGAGGAUGACAAUAAUAAAGAUGAAUGGAAUGAAAAGAAUGAAAAUGAUCCAAAAUUGGAUAGUGAGAUGCAUGAGAAAAAUCCGCAGGACCUUGAAAUCGUGGAUGAUUUCUUCUCUGCUGACUUCUUGAAAGUGUCUCCUAAACGUCUGUCAAUGUCACCAUCCAUGGAAAAACCCAAACUCAAAGAAUCAAAUGUAAGUGAUGAAUCUUCUGCAAAAUCAACUUCUACUAAAGGUGAGGCAGUUCUGUCCAAUAGUAAAAAGAAGAAGAAAUUAACAGCAGAAUCUGCAGAUGGGGACAAUGUUACAAUCUCAACAAAAGAGAGUGCCCCAGCUAUGCAACUGAAAGCUGUGGAAACUGUUUGGAAAAAGGAUGAACAUAAUGAGAAAGUUGAGAGAUUGGAUGGAAAAAUGACAGAAGCAGCAGCAUUGAGCAGUUCUUUUGAUCCCUCUGUUCCUCUGACGAUAGACACACAGGAGAGACGUAACAUUUUUGAUGCCAUUAUGACGGAUUACCCAUCACCAAAUAAAACACCGGAGAAGAAAGACAGCCUAGAAAAACAUCCGGAGAAGUCAGGAUGUGACAAUUUAAUAAACACAAAUACAAAAGCUCAUAAUGACAUCAAAACAAUCUCUCCUAAAACGAGUGAAAAUUUGUCAAUUCCAUUACAAGGUGAGAAAUCCAUUAUUGAAAAAAUUCAGGUGAAAUUGGGCAUUCCUGUAGAAGAUAGUCCUAAAACUCAAAAGGUAUUUGACAGCAGCAUUGAACGUGUUAGUUCUAACAAACAGUCUGAAAUCACCAAGUGUUCCACAAAGCCCCUCCCAGCUCAGAAAACCAUUCCAAGUGUAGUCAAUGAGAAGGGGAAAAGACCAAAGAGCACCAAAGCGAACUCUGACUUUGAGCUUGUGAUGGAUACCGUAGAUGAGCAUCAGAUGGUGAUGGAAGUCGAUUCUGACUCCACUCCAGCAUCUCCUCCAGAAGGCGGGGUUAGUUUUUCUCGUCCUGUGCCCAAGAUGUCCACUCAGAGAGUCACGAAGGAACCUGCUCCUCUGAGUGUUCUGAGAGCAGUCGAGACGGAGGUACAGGAUAAGAUGUGUGCCUUCAGCAGCAGUGUUCUAGAUGAAUACCUUGAUACUAAAACCAACAGGAAAGUCAAACUCAGCAGACCCGUCAAGUUGAAUGACUCGGAGGAGAGGCUGGUGGAGGACUCGGAAGAUGAAAUGGAGGCGACCGAGAUGCCAGAACAAUAUAACGAGUUUUCUGGUAUGAUUGAGCAGUGUGAGCCUUCAUUUGAUGAAAUUGAUGGAGUGUUGUUCACUUCCUUUGCCAAUGAGGAAGCAUUGAAUGCCCAUGUAAAGGUGGAAAAGAAGACUAAAAUAGGCAAGAAUGAAAACAUUUUGCUAGGAAUGGCAAGAAUGAAAAACUUGCGCGAGAGACAAAACCAGAUUCGGAACAGUGUUCACCAGAAGAAGGAUGCCAGGUUAAAAGCACUAAAGGAGCAGUACAAGAUCAAUCAAAGCCUGCAGGGAAUGCAUCUGGUCCUCAUGAAGUACCAGAAGGUGUUCAAGAGAGAGCUUAUUCUGGAGUUCAUGGCAAAGGAACAAGAAAACCCUGGAAGCGUCGCAGUCAAGACUCCCAAAAAGACUUCUGAUAUAACCCAGAUCAAGGGAUGGAAGCACAAGUUUGGAGCAGACGAAGAAUCCCUGGAGAUGAAAGCGAGUAAAGGAAAGCUGCAUUGGAGGACAGAGGAGAGACUGCUCAGAAAUCAUGACCCAGAGCAACUCAAACGAAUGGGACUGGAAUUGAAGAAGAAAAGGAGAAAGAAUCUUGUGUUCACAAUCAGAAAGGGCAUGUCUAAAGGUGAUCCCGGCAAGAUGGAGAGAGUGGAGUUGGCUUCUCAAGUUGAGGGAGAGGGAAGUGUUGAUGGCGAGGAGAUGAAGCAGGAUGGAGAGAGUAGCUUUGGUCAGGAACUAAUGGAAAUGGGAUACGAAAUCUUAGACAGUGAAAAACAAAAACUCAGGGACAAGAAGCUUAGAGAGAAGAACAAGAAGUACCUGAUGAUGAAACUUAAACUCAACAAUGAUGAUAUAGAUAUUCUGAAAAAGCUUGGUGGACAAAGACUGAGAAGCAUGUUUAAACCAGACAGCCCAAAGAAAUUACCCCCACCUCCCACUCCACCACCCACAGAGGACGGGGAGAGGGAAGGGACAACAGAUAGUCAGGUGGACACUCCAUCCAAAAAGAAAAGAAAGAGGAAGAAGAAUUACUUCUGUAUCAUUACAUUAAACAGCAGCAUGGCAAACGCUGCUCUGUCAGCUCUCCACCCUAAGUUUGUGGUGAAGAAGAAGAAGAAAGCGAAAGCCGUGAAGGCCAUCAAAGAAGAGCCAGUGGACCCAGAUUUUGAUAAGAUGAAGAGCAGUGAAGGUCCCAAUGAGAAGAAGGUGGCUGAGGACAAGGCUGAGGACAAAGCCGAGGACAAAACUGAAGAAGGAAAAGACAAGGAGGAAGAAGAGGAGGAGGAGGAGGAGGGGAGCCAGAGUAAAGACCUUUUUGAUAAGAUGUGUGACAAACCAGGUUGUCGCUAUGGCUGUAUCUGUCACCUGUGUAAGUUCUCGGCUGGUUCACCUGAAGCUGCUUUAUACCAGACAAACGCAGAGAAGAAAUGUACCAAGGAAUACUGCCGACUGGGAUGUAUCUGUGACGACAGCAUAGAGAAGAUCUCCAAGCAGCAUUGUGGGAAGACCGAGUGCAUGAUCACCUGUACCUGUGACCCGGUUACCAGACGUCGUAACAGUAGAUCAUCCUCGCAGGGUGAGAGGCAGGCCAGUGCUGGAAACUGGGAAGAUGGUCAGUCCACAUCACAAGAGGAAAGCUUUGCCAAGAAAUCCGGGAAAAAGAAUGAAGUCCUCCCUCGGAGAAAAUCGACUUACCGACUCGCCAAGAAUUUGGAUGCAGUCAGCCGGAAAGCCAUGCUAGUUUAUGAGGCCAGUGAAAAAUAUGAGACACAAAAAUCAAGAAUUCGGAGGAAACAGGACAUGAGUGAUAUCAACAUCACCAUGGAGAAUAAACCAAAUCAAACAGCAUCCAGUGGUCCACAGACUGGAGUGGUCAUUGAUGGGCCUGUUCCUCAGAAGAAACUGGAGUUGACCAUUCCUUCCUCCUCCUCGACUCCAGGGCUGGCUGUACCUGCAGUCACCAUAAACGUCCCCCAGCCCAAGAUCCGGCAUCAACCCAUUCCAAGAGAGAUGCAUCACAGGGUGGAGGAGACGCUGAAGCUGCAGCCUAAAAAACUGGAAGAUGAUAGUGGCAUGGCCCUGUUUGAUUCCGACUCGGAUGCUGAAGAUAUUCAAGAGGUUAUUUCUUGUGCACGAGUGGAUGCUCACUACAACAGGGGGCACCACUCCAAGAAGUGUACAUGUGGUAGGGAUCAUGUCCAGAGCCGCGCGGUGUCCUCUCAGUAUCCACACCAGUGUGGGGGUCAGACAGCCAGCAGUGGACUGUCUGCACUACAGCAGAGACUGACUGGUAAACCGACGGUAGAGGCUAUGUGGCAGACUCAGUGGGUAUGUCUAAAGAGCAACAAACCCCCGACAGAGAAAGAAGGUGAUGCUGUCAAACUCCUAGAAAUUCUCUCCAAUUGCAACUGGGAGCCCCACAAACAGAAAAUACUCUCCAGGAUCUCCCGUCACAUUCACAACAAGAACCAGUCAGAGACCCAGACUCAGCUGGAGGGAUAUCCUCAGCCCUGCCUCAUACACAUCGGGGAGUUUGAGAUUGAAUUCCUCCCUAAGUCCAAUAAGCCUGCUACAAUUCCUCCUGAGGUCAGGAACAACAUGCCUUCUGCAAUAUUCUCUAUCCGAGUUCGAAUUUCUCUCAGGGAUUUAAGCUUUCCAAAACUUUUCAAGGCUCUUCCAUUGGAUAAUAAGUUGUUGAAUAAUAAUUCCUCUUCCACACAACCCGAGAAAAUCAACCCUCCUCCAUCUUCUAGUGAUGGAGAAGUGAUCAAACCCUCUGUCAAUGUGGCAGGAAUAUCCGGAUUUAGCCACCUUCAGAUCAACAAUCGUUCCCUCCAGAAAGAGGGAAACUCCACCACUGAUAGAUCUCAUCUUCAUCCCAUUUCCUCGCAGCAGAUAACUCAGAUGAAGCCUUCUCAGCUCGUCACUUCCAUACAGACCCUGACUUCGUCAGUCCACCUACAGAAUAAAUUGGGGACCCAUCAGACACAGACGAAGGCUCCACCAGCCAUUCCUGUUCUGUCACCCUCCAUAAAUGUGUCAUCAUCUACCCCUACGUCAUCCCUGACGACGGUACUGUCAACAAAGACUGCCAAUAAAGUGCCAGAAACUUCUAAUUCUGUGUGUACAUCUGUUGGACAGUCAAUAACCUCUUCAGUCCAGUUGCCAGCAACAAUGAUUAAUGUGAUAUCAAGUUCCCCUGCUCCUCCAAAGACUGUAGCGGUGAUGAGUUCAGAGAAACCCAUUCUUAGUGUUCCCAUGUCAUCCAGGGAAACGGUGAAUAAAUCAAUGGAGGGAGGCUCUACAACUGGAUCAAUAAUAGUUUCACCUGUGGUUCCUAGUCAGACUCAUUCAGCAGCAAACUCCAUAACUGCCAUUUCUACCUCUUCGGUCACCCUAACCACAUCGUUUGCUGCUGGGAAACCAGUAACAGCCAUUGGAGCAGACCACAGGACUAUAACACUGAUAAAACAGCCAUUUGGACAGUCUGGUCAGUCAGUGGUCAGCAAGACUACCCUAGUGUCUCUUCAGUCUGUCCUGCAGAGCAAAAUUGUUACUUCAUCAUCACAAGCAGUUACAAAAACUUUAUCUGUGCCAGCUUCAACACCCAUUCUUCCUUCAUCUUCACCUGUGUCAGAAAUGAAAGUGGCUGGAGGGAAUAACUCCAUGCAGGUUCAUGACCUCCGACCUCCAGCCAGCCUCAACAAAUCUCAAGUUCAGGAGAAAGUGUGUGUUUUGGGUCCCAAGUCUUCCCCAGUGACUUUGCUGGGUCCCUUCACUUCUCCAUCAAGCAUUCCCAAAGUCCUUCCCCAGAUGAAGAUUGUCCAGUCCUCUCUCGUGGACAAAGAUGGAAAACCGGUCAUCCAUCUUGUUCCUUUCACUGGAACAAAGGGUGGCAAACCCAUUCCCAUUUCUACAGUCCUCAAAAGCUCGCCUGUGGUGAAUGUAGGGGCUCAUCAGGCAGGAGCAGUGGGACUAAUGAAGAAUCCAACAAAUGUGUACACAGUGACUGACGUGUCCACCACCACAACGAAUGUCUCCCACACCUCGAAUGCAUCGACAACUGUGACACAGUGCACAGUUCCAGCAAUGUCGGAGAAAGUCCAGGGGCCACUGUUUCCCAGACACGGGGAUCAGAUUCUUCUCGUUUCUAGUGACGAGCAAAAUAUCAAACUUUUGAACAAACUGAAGACGUGUGAUAAUCGGAAAGUCCUUUGUGACAACAGCAACAAAGUGGCAGAAGUAGGAAACAAACUCGAAACCAGCAACAAAGUUGCAGAAGGGUGUAACAAAGCUGAAACAAGCAACAGAGUUGCUGAUGUACCUGAUCAACCACAUGUUGAAGGUGUUCUAAAACGUAAACUUGAGCUGGAUGAGGAGGAGGAGAGGAAGAAAGUGAAGAUCAGUAAUACUGAGGACAGGAAAGGGACAGAAGGCAAUUUGAUGGACAGCGACAGUGUGCUGGCUAAAAUUCUUCUGUCCGAUGCUGUGAAAGAAACCUACAGCAAAUACAGGGACAUCAAGACCGAUGCUGUCAGAGAGGAUGGUGUCAAAACCAAAAGGGAAGGUGCUCCACUGUUAAACAGCUCCAGUGAUAAGGAAAAUGUCAAAGGCAGCAAAGAAGAAUUAAGGGCUGGUGGAGCAGAAGUUGUUAAAGUGGAUUCUGAAAAUUCUGACAGUAAAGAGUCUAGAGACCAGGAUGGUAAAGAAAAGACACGGGAGGCGGAAUGGGAGAGUGAUUGUGGAAGUCCUGACAACAGACCUCUCCAGAUUGCGGAAGACCUCGACUCCAGCUGUGACAAAAGCGAUGAGUCGGAUGCCACAGUGGUGGGGGGGAUUGAUGCCGACCAGAAAGAUUCAGAAGGAGAGAGUGGAGGCAAGUUGGUAUUAAGUAAAUCAGAGGAGGAUCAGAUGGAAAAUGGAAAACAGACCGCAGAAAAAACAGAAAACAAAGACCUGCCAUCAGAAGUCAUACACAUAAAGGAUUCACCAGUGAAGAGCCUAUCAGGAUGUAAAGGCAAAGAUGAUGUGAUUCUAAUUCCCCACGAUAAAGUCAGUGCAGAGUCCAACAAUUCAGGAGGAAUCGUCAGUGUCAGCAGUGGAGUUAAUUCAGUAGUGAGCGAGUCACAGGGGCCACUAAAACGCAGGCUGUCCCAGGACGAGGGGUCUGUCUGUGUCAAGAAAUCGAGGACAGAGGACAGCAUGAAUGGGACUGAAGAGAAAGCUGAGGAGAGCGAGGAGGACCUAUGUAUGACGGUGGAGGACACAGAUGAUAUGGCAGUCAUAAUACCUAAUGAUGACUGUGUGGAGAUUGUCAAUUCCUCAGAUGAGGACAUCGACGUCGAGACGGAGCCAGACACCAGCAUGAACAAACUUCUGAGGAAGCAGUCCGAUAACACCUGGGAAUUCUUCAACCCGAGCUGCAACGUUCACAGCAUCAACAAAAAACCACAUGCUAAACGGAAAACCAACCUACAGACAAUCUCCAAUGUUUACAUGGACGACUUCCACUUCAAAGAGGGAUUGUUGAGGGAUAAAAAAACCAGGAGAAUUCAGAUGAAGAAAACAAGGGAGAAGCAGCGUCGCGAGGAGAUGAGGAUUUCAUUUAAGGCCUUGGCUGAGUCCAUGUAUGGGGAGGACAAAGACGAUACAAAAUACUCGCAGAUCUUGAACCACACCGAGCCCAAAGUACAGCUCCUUAAUAAGGCUAAAGAGAAAAUUGAGCAGAUGGAGGAGGUUGAUCGCCUGAUGGUGAGUGAGAACCAGUCAACGAUGGCCCGCAACACGCUGCUCAAAUGUCGAUUGCAAAGUCUCAAAGAAUUCAUUAUAAAGGACAGAGGUAUGCCUUGGAUGGUUUUACAAGCUCAUCUUGAUAAAAUUGCCAAAGUCUGCAAGAAAAUUUUUCAAAACAUGCCAGCUAUCCUGAAGAAGCGAGCCAUGGACAGUCGGGCUGCCGCUGGGUCCUCUGGGCACAUGUCGGGUGUGAACCGACCCGGGGGACCAUUCACCAGGCCCAGUGCUCUUUCCCGACCACCUGUCUCUGCCCUCUCAAAUGGACCAGUGCCGAUACAGAUGAUUUCCUCAGAACAGGUCAGAUUUAUGGCCAAAAAUCAAGAACUUGCCAGGGUGCGAGAGAAUGUGACCAACCGUGCAGACAUUUACAUCGACUACGCGGAGGAGGAAAACGAGAUCUGUGAGGAUUUGAUGAGACGCGAGGAAAGAAAUCGGCGAAAGCAGAAUCAUGAUGUCAACUUAAACGAUGACCUGUCUUUUGAAAUUGGUGACCUUCCAAGUUUGUUCAAGAGGUCCGACUAUUUGGGCAGUUGCUCUCCUCAGGAGAGUAGAACUGUGAAUAGAAAUCAAGCACCAAAAAGUGAGGCUGUUAACUUCCUGGAGAGUGAGAGUGACAAAGUCAUCAUAGCUGAUGAAUAUGAUGACUCGGGGAAGAUGACAGUUUAUAAACUGAAAUCCACACCCCCCAUAACGAAGGUCCCUGUGUUGGACACGGAUAGAUUUACAGAAAUACCCAAUUCUGGGGAUGGAGUGGAACCGAAAGCCAACCAUCUCUGUGAUGAUAGUGGACAUACGGACACACCUAUGUUGGUCAUUACGGACGUUAAAAGUUUGUCUUCUGACUCCUGAUGUCUCCCCCAAAGUGAUAUUCUCCUAACAGUGAUAAAUGUCUAUUGCCAGAUGCCUGAUGCCCUGUGAUCUCAGACUCUUAAUGGCUUCUGGUUGUAAGAUAUCCUCUCUAGUUAUAAAUUUCUCUUCUUUAUAGCAAUACGGUGAUACCUGAUAAUGAUGAAUGUGUCAGAUUUUUGUGGAGGACUUCCAGCCCCUGAACAGAUGUUAAGUGACUCUUAAAACUAGAAUACUCUACACAAAUUGGAGUCAAAAGUUAUUCAACUUGACAUGAGAUCCGGAAAACAACAGAAUUUACUAUGUGCAGUAAUUAUCUCAAUAUUGAAAUCUUAUUUUUGAAACAUAUUCUUGUCCUUUAGAUGAUACAGAGUUUUGUUCGCAUGUGGUUGGGACCCAAUUGAAAACCUAAAACUUGUAUCUACGUUCCACAUUUUGAGUAUACUCACCUACUGUAAAACAGGCCCACACAGCCACAAAAUCAUGCAACUUGAGAUUGGGCAGUUUAAUGGUGGGACAAAUAAAGGGUUAUUGCUUUUCAUCCUUAGGCAGAUGUAACAGAAUAUUUAAUUUAUGUUCAAGCUCAGGUUAUCAAAUGAGCUGUCUUGAAAUUAUGAAGAAUAACUGAAGAAAAAGAGUUGGACCUCAUCUUCAAUAACUGUAUAAAAAUCAAGAUUCUCAUUCAGCCAUUCUUGUGCAUGUGAUAUUUACAAGAAAGCAGGAAAAAAAACAAAGCAUUCUUUCAGAUGUCAGGUUGGUUGUCCAAAAUGGAACAAGUUUUAUAAGUUGUGUGUUUAUGAACGUGGAAAUAUAUUUAUAUUUUGAAAUAGAAAUCCAGUGAUGUCGUUAAAGUGUGCAUUCCCUCUUGCCUAGGAAGUGUUGAUAUUGAUUGAUAGGGAUGUAGUUUUCACUGUGAAGUCUGUAAUAGUGAUAAGACUGGGCAAUAGAUAUGAAAAGUUCCGGUUUUUUUAUUCUGAUUUGUCACUAAAUGUAAAUGAAACCUCUUUAAAUUAAAUCACACCAGAUUUACCAUGUAUGUAUAACUUUGUGAUAGAAAUAUGUCUAUGUAUACAUGUAUAUAUAAAUCUCUGUAUAUGUAUACAUGUAUAUAAAUAUUUGUAUAUGUAUACAUGUAUAUAAACAUUUGUAUAUGUGUACAUGUAUAUAAACAUUUGUAUAUAUGUAUAUGUGUAUAGAUACAUUUGUAUAUACAUUUUUGUAUAUAUGUAUACAUUUGUACAAAUCUUUAUAUAUAUAAUUAUAUAUUAUAUAAAUGUUAGUAUAUGUAUCUUUGUAUAUAUAUGUAUAUAUAUACAUGUAUAGAAAUGUUUAUAUAUAUGUAUACAUGUAUAGAAAUUUUUGUAUAUAUGUAUACAUGUAUAAAAAUAUUUGUAUAUAGGUAUAAAUGUAUAUGAAUCUUGCAAUGUGUUCAUUUGAUGAUAUGUAUGAUUUGCCUUAGGACUUUUCAUGAAAUCCUUGUGUAUAUUGAGAGUUGAUGUGAUAUGUUCUUAUAACUUGAAAUGGUCAUGGUGUAUUUGUGUUUAAUGAUAUAGGGGAUUAUCUGUGUUCUAAUGAUGUGUACUGAACAUUUAGAAAGUACCUGUAUUUGAAGAAAAUCCAGCACAUAUCCUUUUUCAACUUUCAGUUCAUAAACGGAUCUUGAAUGAGAAACUUCUCCUUUGUAGAUGGUGUGUGUAGUCCAUAUUGAGAGUUAAAUCUGUUUACAUGUAUAAUUGUUUUUGUAUUGAAUGUGUACAUAUGAUAAAAAGGUAGGUGUAUUUUGCAAUACACUGACACCCCCCCAGGUUUGGAGCUUGUAGCUUGAUGCGGGUAUCAUUACAAGCAUGCAUUAAAUUUCUUACAAAAAAAUGAUAUCUUUUUUUUAUUAUUAUUAUUCUAGUAGUUGUGGAACAUUUUUAUGAGACUACGAGUUUGAGGUAUUUUCACAGAGUAAGUAUCAUAAUGUGAGGAAAGACAUGCUUUAUUCCAUUCCUUGUCAAAAAGAAGGUUGCUAGGCAGUGUAUGAAAUGCUUUGUCGGAUGUGUUAUCGUAUAAAGAAAGACACUGUUAUUCUUGUCCUGUUUAACUUGUAUAUUACGCGUCCUUGAAUAAUCAUUACGGUUGGUACAUGUAUAUAAAUUUGUCGCGCGAGUGAUGUUAUAUAAUGAUAAAAUGUACAUAUAAAGAUAAUAAUGCCAUG
Molecule: messenger RNA, 12409 nt
Organism: Ostrea edulis (European flat oyster)
Lineage: Eukaryota; Metazoa; Mollusca; Bivalvia; Ostreida; Ostreidae
Exons: 16
Coding region: 193-10212 (3339 amino acids)
Molecular function (GO): protein dimerization activity
Source: RefSeq, a predicted model, not a curated record